Messenger RNA from Zasmidium cellare ATCC 36951, 2922 nucleotides. RefSeq lists its product as uncharacterized. The record is from RefSeq and is a predicted model, not a curated record. The coding region runs from base 1 to 2922 and encodes 973 amino acids. Lineage: Eukaryota; Fungi; Ascomycota; Dothideomycetes; Mycosphaerellales; Mycosphaerellaceae. The transcript is spliced from 3 exons.
AUGGCACACGCAGCUUCUCCCAUACUCCUUCGCGGCACUCGCAAGCCGCUGCGGCAAAUGAACAAUAUGAACCCCACGCGACGCCCUCGCCCCAGCCAAGCAUACAACCCAGAACGCAACAGAGCUGCCGCUGCAAAGCAUCGCCCUUCGAAGAUCAAUCUCUCCUACGUCAAUCCCAGAAGCUCUCGUCUUUGGUCCGAGUACAGCAACAGGCGGAAAAGACAAUUCAAUGCACAACGAUCCAAGCGCAACCGCCUAUGUCCGCUGUCUCUACAGCAAUUGACGGCGCCCUACAUUCGACGUAAUGCGGUGCGAGAUGCUUUCUCGGACGGUCACAUUGCCCUGACGGCGGAAGAGCAGCAAUUCCUCCAGCACCGCGGGUAUACUCUUGAAGAUGUCGCUUCGUGGGCACGUAUCAUCUCUGAGAAGGAUGCUUUGGCCGCAGCCAACAUUCUAUCUGCGCAGUUGGAAUCUUGUGGUCCCAAAACAGUCCCUGUCUGGGUGCUUCUGUACACACUUCGAAAAGAGAUGAAGGACAUGCCCGAUGACUUCACCUCAGUCGUCUUCAUCGCCGUCAUGCGUCUACUUCGACACGCUCGAGACGUCUGGCCUCAAUCCAUGAGCACGAUUACCAACAUCGUGCUCCAACACCUCCAGUCACGCCAGCUUAAAGAGGGAGCUUUUCCGAAAUCAGAGUUGGCCAAGAUCACACAUCUUUUGAACAAAUUGAUCAAUUUGAUAUCGCUCUCCACGGCCGAACACCCGUUCAAAGAUGUCGCCUACCAAGAGUCAGCUGUCAUGUUGGUCUUGCAGUACAUGGCUGAUUGCCGGCCAUCUUUGUAUAUCAACAGGCAGGGGUAUCGUGGCGUGAUCCGCAUUCAGCUACGCCAGCGGAAGACCACCCAAGAACGCCAGUGGGCCGAGCUCAAGUCGCUAUCGUGGCCACCUUGGAAGGUUGACCGUACAGCCAUGGACAGCGAACUCGGUCCUGAACAUGGCAUAUCCCGCGCUGGUGCAACUCUUGCACGUAUGCGCGAAGCUGGAUAUCGGCCUUUCUAUUGGGAGAAGCUCGCUGAAGUCUUCACUGGCUGGGACAUUGACCAAACGCCAACCAUUCAAAUGCGCUCCCUGUUGUCUUCUCCAGGCAUGAUGCUUUCCAGCAAGAUCAGAAUGACCCACGAGCCGUGGGCUGCCCGAAUCCUGAGUACGAGAACGAUUCAAGAAGCUUGGGCCUGCUACCUCGCUUGGGAAGAUGAGAAACUGCCACCAGAUCAAGAUGUCUACCUAGCGACCUUCUCCAAGCUGCACGAAGAGCAGCGACGACAAAGGAUGAGCACAGUUAUCGGGAGAGACGAGUCUGCCAAGACGAUGCGCCGCUGGCCUCUGCUCCCGGGCGACACGCGCGAGAUUCGGCCUCUUCCACCUUCGACGCACCUUGAAACAUAUACAAGAACAGCUCCGCCAACAGUCACAGAGUUCUAUCGCACGCUACAGAACGCUGGCAUUGACCUGCAAGAUCGAUGCUUGGCUUUUGUCGUCGAGCAUGCCACCACGCUCGACGAGGGAUUGGAGCGUCUUCGGCGUGCGCGCUCGAAGUAUCCAGAGCUUGAUUCUGUCAUCUCGCUUUCUCGCUCGGAAGACGUUCUCAAGGUCCCGUCUUCUAUUUACGCAGCGACAGUGAAACUUUGGACGCGGUUUCCACGGUCUUCAUUAUCCAAGUUGCAGUCACACGAACAAUCAGCAGAUACGACUGAUACUGAACUUGCUGUGCUUCCUGACUAUCGUUUCAACCACGACAAUCCCGUCGUGAACGCUCUCAAGCUCUUACACAUUAGGCCUCCUACAGACCCCUGGCUUUGGGGUGAGAUCCUCCAACAGUUCACAGCAUCCAAUGCACACACACUUGUAGGCUUGAGCAGCGCGAUCGAGCCCGCCUCGGCUUCCACAGACCGACUUCAAAGAUCUCAAGCUCUUCCCGAACACCUGGACCGCUACAAGGGAGCGAUGAAUGCUCUGCGGCUAGUGCAGCACAUCGCUCACCUUCAAGAAGAGCAAAAUAUCGAUGUCACCACAAAAGGCUUCUGGGCCCUCUGUCGCUGCGUUCAAAACGCGGUCACAGCAUCGUGGAAGGUGUUGCAGCGUGCGGCCCGUUUGGAAUCACCGCUCGACGAAAAGUUCGGAUUCAAACUACUUUUGCGCGAAGCGGAGACCCUCGCGCGGGAGAGCAGAGCAUACCGUGAAUGGCUCAGAUGUCAAUUCACAUCUUGGACGGGAGAAGAGAAGGGUUUAAAGAUGCAGACGCCUAACGUCGAGGACGCGGAGGAGGAAUCUGCCCAUCACACAGACUCGCCAGAGGAGCUACCGAAGCUGCUCGCCGUUCCUGAUCCAGCGUCUCUGCACGCCUACAUCCGUGCUCUUGGCUGGCUUGGCGACUACAAGGGAUUGCACGCCACCGUGCGCUGGAUGAGGGAGUAUCGGUCGGAGCUUCUGGAGCGAUCAGAACGAGAUCGGCGCGGAGAAGAGAUGGCGCGGAGAGCAGUUGUAGCAUUGAGAGUGUUUCUGGAGCGAAGCUGGAUCCGUGAUGCCACGCUAGAACCAGACCCCAACGACGCCGCCCAGUUUGAAUACGCUGAGCAUUCAACUGAGGCGGCUUCACUUCUUGCGCGGGCGAGAAGCCCGGCGGAGGCAGAAGACAUUGCAGCUGUUCGGGAAAUUGUCGAGGACGUUGAAGAGUGGGGAGGGUGGCCGAGCGAUGAAGAAGUGCAGACGUACAUUGAUGACAAAGUGUUUUGGGAGACGGGUGAGUGGACUUGGACGAAGUGGGAGCGCCCUGUACCUCGAAACGAUGAUAGCGAGUCCCCUCCUACAGUGCGGCAUGCGCCAGGGCUACCGGCAAAGCACAAGUCCGUACGUCACAGCUAA